AAAGUGACGCACACUGCGUUGUCAAAAAUAUUCCGAGUCAUUGCAAUAUUUGUUGCCGUUGUUCGCUCGGAGCUUAGUUAAUUCGCAAAAAAUAUUGAAAAUGAUUGACGCUGAGAUGGUUAUUCCUGAUAAGGACGAGUCCGACACGCGAACAAUGAAGGACGUAGUGAACCCUUUGGAAGAGCCUCUGGAGGAGGAUCUGUACAUAAAGUAUAAGAAACUGCUAAAGAUGCUCGAGUUUUUGGAGGUACAGGAAGAGUACAUCAAGGAUGAGCAGCGCAAUCUGAAAAAGGAAUACCUGCACGCGCAGGAGGAAGUCAAACGCAUCCAGUCGGUACCGCUCGUCAUUGGCCAAUUCCUGGAAGCGGUUGAUCAAAACACUGGCAUCGUUGGAUCAACUACCGGCUCUAACUAUUACGUACGCAUUCUGUCCACCAUCGAUCGGGAGCUACUGAAACCAUCGGCCAGUGUCGCGCUGCAUAAACACAGUAAUGCGCUGGUGGAUGUGUUACCACCGGAAGCAGACAGCUCCAUCUCUAUGCUGCAUGCGGACGAGAAACCAGACGUGCAGUACUCCGAUAUCGGUGGUAUGGACAUGCAGAAGCAAGAAAUUCGCGAAGCGGUCGAACUGCCGCUAACACACUUCGAACUGUACAAGCAAAUCGGUAUUGAUCCUCCACGCGGUGUACUUAUGUACGGUCCGCCCGGCUGUGGCAAGACAAUGUUGGCGAAGGCUGUCGCGCAUCACACGACGGCUGCUUUCAUUCGUGUGGUUGGUUCCGAAUUCGUGCAAAAAUAUCUCGGCGAAGGUCCCCGUAUGGUGCGAGACGUGUUCCGUCUAGCGAAGGAAAAUUCACCCGCCAUCAUUUUCAUUGACGAAAUUGAUGCGAUCGCCACGAAACGAUUCGACGCACAGACGGGCGCUGAUCGUGAGGUACAGCGUAUCCUGUUGGAGCUGCUCAAUCAGAUGGACGGUUUUGAUCAAACCACCAACGUAAAGGUCAUCAUGGCGACCAACCGUGCCGAUACGCUCGAUCCUGCCCUGCUGCGUCCGGGACGUCUCGAUCGAAAGAUCGAAUUCCCCCUGCCAGAUCGACGACAGAAGCGACUGAUUUUCUCCACCAUCACCGCCAAGAUGAAUCUUUCCGAGGAUGUCGAUCUGGAAGACUUUGUCGCCCGGCCGGACAAAAUUUCCGGUGCCGAUAUUAACGCAAUCUGCCAGGAGGCGGGUAUGCACGCGGUGCGCGAAAAUCGAUACAUUGUGUUGGCCAAGGACUUUGAGAAGGGUUACAAAAACAACAUCAAGAAGGAUGAAACGGAACACGAAUUCUAUAAGUAAGGAGACUAAGUGUGGUC
Molecule: messenger RNA, 1356 nt
Organism: Anopheles maculipalpis
Lineage: Eukaryota; Metazoa; Arthropoda; Insecta; Diptera; Culicidae
Product: 26S proteasome regulatory subunit 6B
Exons: 5
Coding region: 101-1339 (412 amino acids)
Biological process (GO): proteasome-mediated ubiquitin-dependent protein catabolic process
Cellular component (GO): proteasome regulatory particle, base subcomplex
Molecular function (GO): proteasome-activating activity; ATP binding; ATP hydrolysis activity
Source: RefSeq, a predicted model, not a curated record